This is a messenger RNA of Mytilus californianus (California mussel), 3847 nucleotides long. RefSeq lists its product as uncharacterized. NCBI's taxonomy places the organism in Eukaryota, Metazoa, Mollusca, Bivalvia, Mytilida, Mytilidae. Bases 187 to 3414 code for a protein of 1075 amino acids. The record is from RefSeq and is a predicted model, not a curated record. The transcript has 5 exons.
AGCUAAUUUUGACAUUUGCGACCAUUUUGUUUAAACUAUUGUGACAUAGCUUCAAUUCAGCCAUGUGUUUGUGAUUUUUCCUCUUUGCUUAUUUUGAAGUCGAUAUUUAAACUGGAAUAUUAUGUAAACACCAUCUGAAUUCUAAUUUCCUUAUUUUUUGUACCCGGAUUCUUUUUGCAAAUUGUGAUGAACUUCAAGUUCUUAAUAGCAUGGUCCAGCGUAUGGCUACCUUUAACUAUAGGACAAGGAUGUCCAUACAGCAGAACAGUUGUACCAGGGGAUGCUAAGAGGUAUAUAGAAAUGGUACAUAAUAUUGCACAUGAACGACAUUGCGCUCCAGGGACUGAAUUUGAUCCAGCAUCUUGUGAAUGUUCUCUGCUAUCUUCUAUACCAUGGUCAACAGGGCUGGCAUUCAUUGACGGAUUAACAACGGCAUACCCGGAGCUUGCAAACAUGCCUCUGGAUGUCCUUCAAAAAGAACUUUUAUAUCUUACAUCACAAAAUAUGUUUCCUCUGAAUGCACAAUCUGUCCCAUCUUCAUUUGAAAAGACCACAGGAUUGAACAAUCAAGGGCAACAGCAAACUGAUAUAUUUUCCCCGUCAUCUGUCAAUACUCAGCAAAUUUUGGAGCUUUUUCAGAAUGUAAGACCAGAAGAUAUCCCAAAUGAUGUCUUAAAUGAGUUAGAUCGCCUAUUGUUAUUGGAAAAUGGUCUUCCUGGAUCAAACAUUUUUCAAACGCAGAACGCAUUUUCACAAUUGCCGAGCAGACAUAAUAACGAGAGAAAGUUCAGUGAAGGAACACACAAUGAACAUAUGGUUGGAGCAUUUAGGGAUAUGCAUACACAAAAUAAGUUACAAAACGAAGGAAGGCAUUCUCAAAACCCUCCUCUAUCAAUGAUCAUGACACCCACACCUACAACCCAGUCUAAGGUUAAUUUUCAAGAAAUUAAAGAUUUAAUUGAAUCUUUUCAGAAUCUUAUGACAACACCUACAUUGAAAUCAAAUAUCAUAACGCCUGUUUCGCAACCACAUAGCACCCAAAAGCCAACAAUACAAAAGCAAAGUGCUUUAGAUAAUUUCCAAUCAAUAGCAAGUUCAAUUUUAAAAGCUUUUCCUACAACAAAAUCAACUACAACCAGACCUUCUGCACUAGGUAAUCCGAUUGCUUCUCCGCCAAUGUCACCACACACAUACCCCCCAUCAUCACGAGCUAAAACGAACACAAAAAAUAUUCACCGGACAAGAAACCCAUUGAGGCAAAAUGUGCAAUCUCAAAUAUCAAAUAACCCUGAUAAACAUCUAAGGUCGAUAUCACAACCAAUAACACCAAGAAAGACACAGAAACUUUCUCAAGCACAAUCUCUUGUAAAACAACAGCAAAUCCAACACGUCGUUAAACUACCAACAAAACAGAGGAUGAAAGAACAAGUGUUCAUACCAUCACACUGGAUAUACAGGGGAACAGCAGAUGGCACAAUAAUUAAACCUGCUGUUUAUAAUCAUUUGGAUUCAAAAGCAGAAAACAUGAACAGUGUCCAAUCCAGCACGAAUAUCAAAAGCUCAUUUCAAGUAAAUCACUUAUCAUCUCUUCAAAAAUUUACCACUCCAGUCAUACAGCCUAUCAAUCUGUCUAAGAGUAAUCUACCAAAAUCUGAUAUGAAAAUACACACAACACCUGCACCUACAACACCUGCACCUACAACACCAAUACGUAAGUCUCCUUCUGACGACAAAACACCAAAACCAGAGGCCGAAAUGUCAGCCACAAAAUUACUUAAAUUGAUAAAAAAGAAAUUAAAGCAAGCUAAGAAAACAGGUAACAUUCCCUUUUCCCUUCUUAAAAUAUUGCUCGAAAAAAGAAAAAUGCUGAUACAAAAAUUAAAAGAGGAAAGAAGAAUGAAAAUGAAAGAUAAGUUACAGAACAAGUCCAAAAGAAAAGAAUUACACGAAACAAUAGACAAACAAGAUAAACUGACGGUUAAUUCUAAACCAGUAUAUGUAACUAAGUCCCCGGUAGUGCACAAACAAGAUACAGUGACGGUUAAGUCUAAACCAGUAAAUGUAUCUAAGUCCCCGGUAGUGCUUGAAGAAAAAAAAGAACAACCGGAAAUUAUAUCCACAUCUGAAAAUGGCACUUCGAAGGGUAAAAAUCAAAUAAAUAUAUCGUUCAAACAGGGAAAUGAAACAAUUUCAUUAAAACAAAAACACAUAACAAUUCGUGACCCAGAGACUCCACAGAGUAGUACAAAAAGCUAUAAAAAUCAACAAACAGUUCAAAAUGUUAUUACGAUUUCUUCAUUUUCUUCAGGGGCAUCUCUACCAUUAAUACAUGGAACUGAUUAUAAAAGACCCAAAAGCAAACGCAGAAAGUCCAAAACAGCAGAGUUCAGUUACAAACCUGGUCAAAAUGGAAUAGCUUCCCCGAGUUUCGAUUUGUUAAGUUUAUUAUCGCAAAAACCUCUGUUGGGUUUGUUUCCUAGUAGGCAAGUGGACACUCCAGUAGAAAAGUCAACACCACAGUUACGGGGAUUAAGUCAAACAAUACCGAAUGCCAUUCCUAAGCUUGAUGUAUAUUCUGAAAAGUCUAAUAUUAAAUCUCAAUUGUUGGAUCCAAAAAUAAAAUCUCGUCAGUCAAAACCACAGCUGAAUACUCCAUUACUUGAACAGGAUUUGGCAACGAUAACCGCAUUCUUAAGAGAAAGAAAUGCACUACAAAGUGUCAACCCAAGAACUGUCAGAAAUUCGUUUGUAUCGGCAUCAAAUCCGACCCCUAUAACAAAGACAGCAAAAAAAACCCAUGUGAGGACUUUAACAUUGCCGACAGAAGAACCAAAACCUCCUGUUCAAUUAUCACAACCAGUGUCUACACAAUCUAAUUUAAAAAGUGGAAAUAAACAUCAGGCAAGAAGUUUGCAAACUCGUUCUAGUGUAGAUGAACAAAAACGAGUAAUUCUUCAAAAGUUAUUGAAGAGACUAUCAGCAUUACAAGCUCAAAGUUCAAACAGUGGGAAUGGUGUUUCUAUAAACGGACAAAGUGUUGAUAACAAUAGACAAAGUGCUACUUACAACGGACAAAGUGUUAAUAACAACGGACAAAGUGUUAAUAACAAUGGAAUGUACGUGCAAAACUCUAAUAGUCAAUUCAAUGGUAUCCAAAUGUCAACUUUAAGGCGAAACCCAUCAACAGCUGGAGAAGCGUCCUCUAAAACAUCGCCAUACAAUAUGAUGUUUAGAAGUAUUGCCAUGAAGGAAGGAGCCAGUGACGCCCAAGAAAUAAUGCAGGAUAGGAUGACUGAAAUGGGUGGUGCAGGUGCGUUGUCAAUGGGUAUGCCGAUAACGGCAAUGAAUUCAGAAGUAAGAUCUCAGCUAGGAUCCACACUUUUCGAAAAUAGUCCAAUGGCUUUUUUAUUGUAAUUAUUGUAAUUAUUGUAGUUGAUUGGAAUUUAUUUUAAGUACAUGUAUAUUCUGUAUUCUCAUAUCAUUAUCUCGUUUUUAUAAAUAUAAAAAAAUCCAAACAAAAGACAAUCCUUUCAUUUCGAAGAUAAAAUAACAUACAAAAACGAGCUCAUUUGUUGAUUCAGCACGACUUAGAGCAUGACAUAGCGUAUAGGCCUGAUCUCUUUACCCAUAUGUAAAAUCUAUUACGUUUGAACGACUUUCUUUUUAUUUCAAGCUACUUGUUUUUUGACAAUUCGUGUAUGUUCUUUAUAUACUGACAGCUACCUAAAGGUCAACAUCAAUAAGCAAUUACUCUGAUCUGCUUUUGGUGAUUUAUUCUGUUUUAUUUAACUAUAUAAUGACACUCAAUGAAAUGUCGUGUAGUUCAAUAAAAAUCUCAUCGAUGGUA